Stylophora pistillata is the source of this 2666-nucleotide messenger RNA. RefSeq names its product cGMP-dependent protein kinase 1. Gene Ontology annotation, molecular function: ATP binding; cGMP-dependent protein kinase activity. The record is from RefSeq and is a predicted model, not a curated record. Gene Ontology annotation, biological process: protein phosphorylation. Lineage: Eukaryota; Metazoa; Cnidaria; Anthozoa; Scleractinia; Pocilloporidae.
UAAGAAAGCUUUCCUGUUCACCUGUCAGUCUUAUCUAUGAUUACGCGAAUUUCUCAUUUACAUAACAACUGCGAGGAAUUCAUUGGAGCAGGGGAACGGAAAACGUUCAGAAUGAAGACGGGCAGUAAACUCAAACAUGCCGAAUUUUGAGCAAAGAAUGCCUUGGGUUGGGUUAGGGAAACUGAACGCAGGGAAUCGUGAAGAUAAACUAUGGGGAGCGCAGCGAGUUUGAACCAAUCUUACAGCGGUGCGAACGAGCAAAACGGGAAAUUACAACAGAGUGCUGCCACAAAGACCAAAUCAACAACUCAACUUAAACGAGAACUGAAAGAAAAAGAUGACUUCUUGCAGCGGAAAGACGCCGAGUUACAACAUCGGCAACGCAUAAUUGAAGAGAAGGAUGCCGAGUUGGCCAAGCUGCGGAAAGAAAUUCACGAAUUGAAAUGUGUCAUUCAGCAAACUAUAUCCAAGACAAGUAUUCUGUCUACUAUUCAGGAAGACAGCAUUACGGGUGGAAAUUCCAAACAGCGACAAGCAAUGAGAUUCAAUCGAAAGGAGAAGAGAAUGGCCGUGAGUGGAGAGAGCAGUUCAAAGGCGGAGGAGGAUACAAAGAAAGAACUAGAACGCCAUCCUAAGGACUUUCGGUCUAAGCAACUCAUCAAAGGUGCGAUCAAUGAAAAUGAUUUCUUGAAGAACCUAGAAUCGGCUCAAGUUCGUGAGAUAGUGGACUGUAUGUACCCCAAGAACUACAGCAAAAGUGAUAUGAUUGUCAAGGAGGGAGAUACUGGGCAGGCUUUGUUUGUUAUCGCAGAGGGCCGCCUUGAAGUAACCAAGGAUGGGGAAGUUUUAGGUGAAAUGAAUGGUGGAACUGUGUUCGGCGAGCUGGCCAUCUUGUACAACUGUAAACGAACUGCCUCUGUAAAAGCUUUAGGAAACGCCAAACUAUGGAUCAUCGACCGUCGUGUUUUUCAGACGAUUAUGAUGAGAACGGGAAUGAUGAGACAAGCUGAGCAUAUCGCGUUCCUUAAAAGCGUUCCUCUUUUGAAGAACUUGUCCAAUCAGGAAUUUGCCAAACUUGGUGAUGUUUUAGAAGAGGACUAUUACCAUGGAGAAGACUUCAUUAUCCGCGAGGGAGAAAGGGGAGACACAUUUUAUAUCAUUACUAAGGGCUCGGUGAUCGUCACCCAAAGGGUUGCUGGACAAGACGAGCCUCAGGAAGUCAGGCGACUUCAAAAGGGCGAUUACUUUGGCGAGAAAGCUCUCUUGAGUGAAGACCGCAGAACAGCCAAUGUCAUCGCUGAAUCACCCGGUGUGGAAUGUCUUGUUGUCGAAAGAACCGCAUUCAAGGCUGUGAUUGGUAACCUCGAUGAGCUCAGAAAAAAGGAUUAUGGCGACGAAGAAAGAGGGGCUAGGAGGGCCUUUCCUAACGAUAAACCCGAGGGAAGUUACUAUGAUGAGAAAAAGAUUGCCAAGGAAUUCGAAGAUCUAGCACUUGAUGAAUUGGAGGUUAUCGCUACUCUUGGAAUGGGAGGAUUUGGACGCGUGGAAUUGGUCCAAAAUGUCAAAAACCAGCAAACAUACGCUCUGAAGUGCCUGAAGAAAAAACACAUUUUGGAUACACGACAACAAGAACAUAUUUACUCUGAAAAGAAAAUCAUGCUCCAGGCAAAGUCUCCUUUCAUUUGCAAGUUCUACAGAACAUUCAAGGAUCGAAAAUACCUCUACAUGCUGCUGGAAGUUUGUCUGGGCGGGGAGCUGUGGACUAUAUUGAGGGACAGAGGGUUUUUCGAUGAUUCUACGGCUCGAUUUUUUGUUGCCUGUGUGGUUGAGGCGUUCGAGUACCUUCAUUCCAGAGGAAUUGUUUACAGAGACUUAAAGCCAGAAAAUUUGCUUUUGGACAAAGAUGGAUACGUGAAGCUGGUGGAUUUUGGUUUCGCCAAACGAAUUGGAUUUGGGAGGAAGACGUGGACGUUUUGUGGUACACCUGAGUAUGUAGCGCCAGAGAUAAUACUCAACAGGGGCCAUGACUUGUCAGCUGACUGUUGGUCUCUGGGAAUUCUAAUAUUUGAGUUUCUGACUGGAAGUCCACCAUUUUAUGGCCCUGAUCCUAUGAAGACAUACAACAUCAUUCUUCGAGGAAUGGAUGUCGUAGAGUUUCCCAAAAAGAUCGGACGCAAUCCUCAAAAUCUCAUCAGGAGACUUUGCAAAGAGAGUCCUUCAGAAAGACUGGGAUACCAAAAAGAUGGCCUCACAGACGUCAAGAAACACAAAUGGUUUCAAGGUUUUCACUGGCAAGGCCUGUUGGAGCGGACCCUUGAACCUCCAAUAAAACCCAAGGUGAAAAGCUCCACAGACUACACAAAUUUCGACCAUUAUGCAAAGGAUAUGGAUGUACCGCCAGACGACCUUUCAGGCUGGGAUGAGAACUUUUAACGCAUGCUCGAGGUGUAAUUGUAGAGGUAGUGAAAUAUCUAAAAGCUCUAAAACAGGUUAGGGGCUUUCUUUUUAACAAAAGAACACUGUAAAAAGAAUGUCGGAAAAUUGUAUGGAAAAUUAUUUAUGAAAGCCUGUACAUAGAUGGUUUUUCUUCACAGAAAACUUAUAAGUAAUAUUCUAGAAACCUAUUUAAGUUGAAACCAUCAAAAUUAUAUAUUUGCGCAUACGAA